GAGGGGUGGAGAAAGCGAGCGAGCUUCUUUCUUCGUCAAACUUUUCAAUCCAACUUUUCCCCAACUUCCGCUGCUCUCAAGAUCUGGAGAGCGCUAACAGCUCGGUUUUCUCGGCGAUCUCUUAGACCAACGCUUGCCCCCCUCUUCGAAAUAAAAAAAAUAAAAAUAUCAGGUGCAAGCAAGAGAUCGCCUCCCGCCCGCCUCCCCUCCGGUGCUCCUGAUUGAUUUUUGCAGGGGACGAGUAUUGUGUGGGACUUCUUUGGGGCGAGUUCCAUUGCUUUCAACCCCCUUUUUUUCUCGGCUCCUCCUUUUCCCCUCCUCCUGCCAAAAAAGGAGGGGGGAGGAAUGGGAGGCUCCAGAGCCGCCGGGCUAGCAAAAAGAAGGGAAUUGUUUGAGAGUUCAGUCAUCCAAAAACCCUUCUCCCAUACGGAGGGUCCGGCUGCCUCGACUCCCCAGCCAUUCUCUCCUGCCUGCAGUUUCUCCUUCCUCUUCCGCUGAGCUCUGAAGGAAAUCUGCAGAGAGAGAGGAGAGAGGAGAGACUCUCCCUCAAGUGCCGCGGCCACUUUUUCUCUCCUAAACCUCCUCCAUCCAGCUCCUCCGCUCCAGUUUCUUCCUCUGGGUGCACCACAAAGUUGAAUCUCCAUCUUUAAACUACUCUGUGGCAGCUUAUGGGAACUCCAUUCAGUAUCUUUUGCUCCAGACUUCUCUGCAUGGGAAGACCAUGAUAUCAGAGGAAAAGAGACCAAUGACUGCUCUCACUUAUUUGCUCUUGGCAUCUGCUUGCUGCUCUGCAAAUCUAGGUGAUUCUCUUCAAGUCACUGUUCAGCCUGCUUCUAUUAUCCAGAAGCAUGGUGGCUUGGUGACUCUGAGAUGUGUAGUUGAGCCUCUGAGAGUGAAUGUUACCUGGAGACUGAAUGGAAUGGAGCUGCCUCCAUCAGAUGAUGCUCUGGGGAUCCAUAUUGAUCAGAGACUGCUCAUCAUCACAGCAUUGAACAACCACACCGUGGGACGAUACCAGUGCAUAGCCCGUGUAUCUGAAGGUGUUAUUGCCAGCGUACCAGCCAUGGUGACAUUAGCCAAUCUCAAAGACUUCAAAUAUUACGGCCAACAUGUGAUAGAAGUUGAUGAGGGAAAUACAGCUGUGAUAGCAUGCGAUCUUCCUGAAAGCCAUCCAAAGGCCCAAGUUCGCUACAGUGUGAAACAAGAAUGGCUGGAAGCUUCCAGAGACAAUUACUUGAUCAUGCCAUCAGGGAAUCUUCAGAUAGUUAAUGCUAGUCAGGAUGAUGAAGGAACUUACAAAUGUGCAGCCUACAACCCCGUCACCCAGGAAGUGAAAACAUCUGUGUCUAGUGAGAGACUUCGUGUGAAACGCUCAACAGCUGAGGCAGCACGUAUAAUUUAUCCACCAGAAGCUCAGACCAUCAUUGUUACCAAGGGACAGAGCCUUAUUCUUGAAUGUGUAGCUAGUGGAAUUCCCCCUCCACGUGUCACAUGGGCUAAGGAUGGUUUCAAUGUCUCUAGCUACAACAAGACCCGGUUCCUUCUCAGCAAUCUCCUAAUCGAUACAAUCAGUGAAGAAGACUCAGGGACCUACAGUUGUAUGGCUGACAAUGGAGUGGGAGAAGCUGCAGCAGCAUUCAUACUCUACAAUGUUCAAGUGUUUGAACCUCCAGAGGUUAGCAUGGAAAUAUCUCAGCAGAUUAUCACCUGGGGCCAGAAUGCAAAGUUCACCUGUAAGGUUCGAGGUAACCCCCAGCCAUCAGUAGUGUGGCUGCGGAACGCAGUUCCUCUUUUCCCCAGCCAUCGAAUGCUGCUGACUCGCAGAGCCCUGAGAGUCUCCAGUGUGGGGCCUGAGGAUGAAGGAAUAUACCAGUGCAUGGCAGAGAAUGAAGUUGGGAGUGCGCAAGCCAUGGUACAACUGAGAAUUGCCAAGCCCGAAACAACUCCAAAGCCACCAUGGGGCUCAAUCACAGACUUGGCUCUUUCUGCCACAUCACCUUCCAGACUUACCAGCAGUGAAAAAGUGCUGAAAGAGAGAGCCAUCCUUCCAAGACCCAGGCCCACAGCACCAGCAGUGUCUGUGCAGUGCACCCCCAAAGAGUUUGUAUCUCCAGCAGAGGCCCCUGUCAUCCUCAGCUCUCCCCGGACUACCAAAACUGAUUCAUAUGAAUUGCUGUGGAAACCACGACAUGAUGGCCGAGCCCCUGUCCUUUACUACAUUGUGAAACAUCGGAAGGUAAUGAAUUCUUCUGAGAACUGGACAGUCCAGGAUGUCCCUGCCAAUCAACAUCAUCUGACGCUAAUGAAAUUGGAUCCAGGAAGUUUGUAUGAGGUUGAAAUGGCUGCCUACAAUUGUGCUGGAGAAGGGCAAACAGCAAUGGUGACCUUUAGAACUGGACGACGACCCAAACCAGAUAUAGUUGCCAGUAAAGAGCAGCAGAUUCAGAAGGAUGACCCAGGCACUAGCCCACGAAGCAGCAACCAGUCAGACAGUACUCGCCUAUCCCCACCAGAGGCCCCAGAUCGUCCUACCAUCUCUAUGGCAUCUGAGACAUCUGUCUAUGUAACUUGGAUUCCUCGUGGAAAUGGGGGUUUCCCCAUUCAGUCAUUCCGAGUGGAAUACAAGAAACUGAAGAAGCCUGGGGACUGGGGACUAGCCACAAGUGACAUUCCCCCUUCCCGUCUCUCUGUGGAAAUUACAGGACUAGAGAAAGGCACCUCCUACAAAUUCCGGGUGCGAGCAUUGAACAUACUGGGGGAGAGUGAGCCAAGUGCUGCAUCUAAGCCACAUGUGGUUUCAGGCUACAGCAACAGGGUAUAUGCACGUCCUGUCGCAGGACCAUAUAUCACCUUCACUGAUGCCAUCAAUGAGACCACCAUUAUGCUGAAGUGGAUGUACAUCCCAGCCAGCAAUAACAAUACACCAAUUCAUGGCUUCUAUAUCUAUUAUCGACCAACUGACAGUGAUAAUGACAGUGACUACAAGAAGGAUGUGGUAGAAGGUGACCGGUACUGGCAUUCUAUCAGCCACCUACAGCCAGAAACUUCAUAUGACAUUAAAAUGCAGUGUUUCAAUGAGGGAGGAGAGAGUGAAUUCAGUAAUGUGAUGAUCUGUGAAACAAAAGCUCGCAAAUCUGCAGGACUGCCUGGUCGUCUCCAGCCAUCUACUGUAUCUACAAUACAGCAUCCACCACUGAACAGUGGCCAUAAUAUCUUAGGGGCAGGAGCCAUGGUGGCCCGCUCCAGCGAUCUACCGUACUUGAUUGUAGGAGUGGUGCUGGGUUCCAUCGUUCUUAUCAUUGUGGCUUUCAUCCCAUUUUGCCUUUGGCGGGCUUGGUCUAAGCAGAAGCAGACCAUUGAUCUUGGCUUUCCUGGAGCAGGACUGCUUGUGUCAUCUUGCCAAUACACCAUGGUGCCACUGCGAGGGGUCUCCACUCAUCAAGCAAAUGGGCUGCGUUAUGCAAAUGGUGUACAUCUACCCACACACCAGGGUGCCAGUGGCCAUUUCCCCUCAAACACAAUUGCAUAUCCUAGUGCAAAGGCACAUGAUUACAAUCCAGAUGAAGUUCAUCAGCAGAAUGAGACCAAUGCUUUUCUGCAAGGGAAGGUGCUUCAAAAUGGAAAUAUUCCAGCAGAACACCAAAGAUCCCCUAAUCCUGCACCAGAACACAGUUCCUUUAUUUAUGGACUUCCAGAUGACUCUACACCACAACUGCUUCAGCAGUGUAACACCUACCACCAUCAUAAUGAACUUUGUGGCUUGUGUCACUCUGUGCCACAAAGGAAGGGCAACUCCAUUGUGGAAGAUACGAAGAAUCCUGUCUUCCAUACAGAUCCCACGUGCUGCUUUGGUCUAGCACCAGUGGAAGAUGUAGAGAGAACAGAUGUCUGCCUGGAGAGAAGACAAAUGUGGCCUCCAAAUCCAGGGGAUGCUUGCUUGGGAGAAAGCUCAGAGAAACAUCUAAACAGUCUGCCUCUGCAUGUUCCCUUAGAAACUAUUCCUUCUACCAGUUAGGGAACAAUCUGCCUUACAAAGACUAUUUUUAACAGAGAAAUAUUUAUUUUUGUAUUACAUCUCUAUUUAUAUAUUUAUGCUCUUGUAAAUAGAUGUAUAUGUGCUUUUUACAACAACAUGAAGUGAAGUGGGACCAUGUGGGGAGAGUAGAAAAGAGAAUAAUUCAAGGUUGAGGCAACAGCAUUUACCUUCAUAGACUGAAAAAGGCAGCUGUCGUACAACUGAGAAGGCAUCAGAGCUGUCUUACAGUAAUAAACCAAAACAUAAGGCUGAGGGCUGCAUUCUCCAGCUGCAACAAGGUGUAUCUUUACAUGAUUCACUUCUAGAAAGGAGUCAUUUCUUACCUCCCUGUAGGAGGAAGCUGACUGAAGAAUACUGAAUAAACAGAUAUAAAUAGAUACAAUACUUACAUUAACAAGCAUAUACAAUAUCAUACAGAGAUUCUGUGAUAGUUUGCCUGUAAUAAAACAAUGCCAUGCUUCUUCAAUAAAGGCUGUUUUUCCCCUUUGAUCAAACCUGCCUCUGC
Messenger RNA from Pogona vitticeps (central bearded dragon), 4541 nucleotides. RefSeq names its product BOC cell adhesion associated, oncogene regulated (gene BOC). The record is from RefSeq and is a predicted model, not a curated record. Gene Ontology annotation, molecular function: protein binding. Gene Ontology annotation, cellular component: axon. NCBI's taxonomy places the organism in Eukaryota, Metazoa, Chordata, Lepidosauria, Squamata, Agamidae. Gene Ontology annotation, biological process: axon guidance; cell-cell adhesion; nervous system development.